Messenger RNA from Danio rerio (zebrafish), 640 nucleotides. RefSeq names its product ring finger protein 7 (gene rnf7). Gene Ontology annotation, molecular function: zinc ion binding; ubiquitin protein ligase activity; NEDD8 ligase activity. The record is from RefSeq and is marked provisional. Gene Ontology annotation, biological process: intracellular signal transduction; proteasome-mediated ubiquitin-dependent protein catabolic process. NCBI's taxonomy places the organism in Eukaryota, Metazoa, Chordata, Actinopteri, Cypriniformes, Danionidae. Gene Ontology annotation, cellular component: Cul5-RING ubiquitin ligase complex; cytoplasm; nucleus.
GCCAUGGCGGAGAUGGACGACGGUGAUGAGCCAGGUUUAGGACACUCUCACAGCGGUUCUUCUGGGUCCAAAUCAGGGGGAGACAAAAUGUUUUCCCUGAAGAAGUGGAACGCGGUGGCCAUGUGGAGCUGGGAUGUGGAGUGUGACACCUGCGCUAUUUGUCGCGUUCAAGUCAUGGAUGCCUGCUUGAGGUGUCAGGCCGAAAACAAACAAGAAGACUGCGUUGUGGUGUGGGGAGAGUGCAACCACUCCUUCCACAACUGCUGCAUGUCCCUCUGGGUGAAGCAGAACAAUAGAUGCCCACUAUGCCAACAGGACUGGGUGGUACAGAGGAUCGGCAAGUGAAGACUCAAGCUUCGUUACCCACAUCUCCUCCGUCCACUUUGGCACUACUCCGCUUAGGGAGACCAGACUGACUUCAGAGCAUCUCGAGGUGCUUAGUGUGUAAGAAAACCUCGGCGUGUGCAUGUAUGCGACCAUGGAGGCAAAAAUCCAGAACUUUAUCCCUCUGUCACCUCAUACAGCAUUAAGAAGACAUCCGGCAAGAUUCACUUAAGGGUGUGAGCGUGACUUCAUGUGCGUUGAUCUAACUGUGAGUGUGUGUUUUAAUUAUGUUAGAAAUAAAUAAAUAAAGCUGAUG